GCGAUGAAGAAAUAAAAAUGACAGCGAACCGCGGAGUGUCACAAGCGUUUACGGAAUAUCAAGCGGCUCGCUUAAGAUUCGUCCAAACUAUCUCUGACUUGUCUUCUCGAAGUCACAACAUUGAAGGCCUGGAAAAAGCGGGUGUUUUGGACUUGUUAGAGCCGUUGCUUUUUGACGUUUUGCCUUCAAUACAACAAACAGCGAUCGCAACGCUCGGAAAGUUGACUAAUCAUGAAGAAAAGCUAGCUUAUACUGUCGUAAAGCGAGACAUUGUUCCUAAAUUGCUGGAAAAUUUUAACAAACAAAAUAAAUUUUAUAAAAAAUCAACUUUGUAUUUAUUUCGCACAAUAUCUAAACACUCUGAAGAUCUAGCGAAUUUUGUGGUUGAUGUCGGAGGAAUUAGCGCCAUCUUUGAUAGUCUAGGUGACCUUGAUUUUAGGGUUAAAGAAAAUGCUGUCUGGGCUGUUGGAUAUAUUGCAAGGCAUAGUGAAGAUUUAGCGCUAAAAAUAGUCACUGCAGGUGUCGUUCCACUGCUAGUUCUAUGCUUACAAGAACCGGAUCAUAAUUUAAAACACCUUAGCGCCUCAGCGUUGUACGACAUCAGCAAACAUACUCCAGAACUUGCGCAAGCGGUUGUUGAUAAUGACGCAAUAAUAAUUCUAGCGAAAUUACUGAUGAAUGAGGAAGUAAAAUUAAAACGACAAGUAUUAUUAACUCUUGGUAGUAUCGCAAAACACUCGACAAAUUUGGCAGAGUCUGUUGUUGAAGCGGACAUUUUCCCCAGCUGUUUGUUGCUGAUGGGCCAUCCCGAUGAUGCUGUUAGGAAAAACGCGGCUAUUCUCACCCGAGAAAUUUCCAAACAUACUCUCGAGCUUGCUCAAUUAGUCGCAAACGCCGGCGGAAUAGCCGCGCUGAUAGAGUUUAUAUCUACGACGUUUAAAUCAUCAACAAAAUUGCCCGGGAUAAUGGCGCUAGGGUAUAUUGCCGGUCACUCGGAUCAAAUUGCAAUUGCGAUAAUUGGAUCCCAAGGUGUGGUUUUAUUAUCAAAGCUGCUGAUGCAGGAAAUUGAUGACAGUACUCAGGCUAUUAUUGUUUGGGCGCUAGGCCAAUUGGGUAAACACAGCCCAGAACACGCGCAAGCUGUUGCUGUUACUAAUAUUUUUCCAAAAUUUAUCCAGCUAUACAUGGACCCAAAAAGCUCCCAAGAUUUAAAAACAAAAAUAAUAUCGAGUUUUAAAAAUAUUUUGCCGAAAUGUUCGGCAGUUGAUGCUUUAGAGCCGCUGCUCGGUGAUUCACCGCCGGAAAUAUUGAGCGACAUCUUACAACAUUUAAGCGAGAUUCUUCCGAGUGAUCCUAAAUCAAGACGGUCAUUUGUCACCUCCGGGGGAUUGAAGAAGAUCCAACAAUUGCAAACAGAGCCUGAAUCUAAAUUAAAUGAGUUUAUUAGCACAAUAAAUAGCUGCUAUCCUGAAGAAAUCAUCAGAUAUUUUUCUCCAGGAUACCCGGACAUUUUACUGGAAAAAAUUGAACAGUAUACUCCGAAGCUGUUGACUGGAAGUCUAAAAAAUUAUGCGUAAUUUUUUAAGAAAAAAAAAACUUGUAAAUUUAAGCCGGUAAGAUAGAAAGAAGAAUAUAUAAAAAGCGUUUGCUAACCUAAGAUAAAUUAAACCCAUACCGACAAUGGAUAAAAAAAAUGCAAAGAAUGCACUUUCACAGCAGGAAGCAAACAAGUGACAGUAAUUCUUGUUCCCCGAGAAUCCUUGACAAUUCUCCGGCAGUAAAGGUAUAAAAACACGAUAACUGCAUAAAUGAGCAUAACUCUGAUACCGGAACCGGAAGCAUGUAUUUUAGAGCACCGAUCAAAAGGCGGUCAAAGAUUGUAUCCACGGUGCACUUUCACCGCAAUUGCUCAGAAGAAUAAUCAUCUUCAUAAUCUUCCCGAUAAUUAUUCCGUGAUACAAUCUAAAGUGGAGUGUAUUUGCCAAGGCCUUAACUCUCAAAUAUUUUGGUAAAUUUGUUGUCAAGUGCCCUUCUAUCGGCACGCAACUUAAUUAUAAACAAAGAAGAAAACGUUGGAGUGGUACUUGUUGGUAAUAUAAUAUAUCCAUUAGCAUCUGCAUCAGUUAUUGCCGUCACUCUCUUUUCUAGAUCGCGAUUACCAGAAUGUGAAAGUCGACUCGGUCAUCUGGUCAUCCUUAUUAUGUAUAUACUCGUAUUUAUUUCUUGUUUAUAACAUUCUCCAGUGUAAAACCUCAAGUCUGAAUAGACAAAAUUACCUUUACUCAACUACUCAACUCACAACUCAGGUUUAUGCACUUACUUCUUACAUCCUAGGUUAUUAUUAUUACUAUUACUAAAUUUGCCUAAACGCCUUCGCUUUUCCACGGCACAUUUUCGUACCUAAGAAGCAUUGUUCAGUUAUGUCACUCUUCUUUUAUGCAUUACCACUUUUAUACUUAGCCUUUGUCUUUUUUUAAAUUAUAUACACUGAUCGAAGGAUUUAUUAACUAUUAAUAAUUUCAUUUUUUUCAA
This is a messenger RNA of Cotesia glomerata, 2532 nucleotides long. Its product is annotated as sperm-associated antigen 6-like. Lineage: Eukaryota; Metazoa; Arthropoda; Insecta; Hymenoptera; Braconidae. Gene Ontology annotation, biological process: cilium movement. The transcript is spliced from 9 exons. Bases 18 to 1577 code for a protein of 519 amino acids. The record is from RefSeq and is a predicted model, not a curated record. Gene Ontology annotation, molecular function: microtubule binding. Gene Ontology annotation, cellular component: microtubule cytoskeleton.